CCGAGGCGGCUGAGGCGGCGGCCCCCGGCGGCCCCGGCUCCGCGCACGCGCCCGCACCCUCCCGGUGCUGACAGCGCGAGCGCGCAGACCCGCGGGAGCAGCACGAAUGUAUGACAACAUGUCCACAAUGGUGUACAUGAAGGAAGACAAGUUGGAGAAGCUCACGCAGGAUGAAAUUAUUUCCAAGACAAAGCAAGUAAUCCAGGGGCUGGAAGCUCUGAAGAAUGAGCAUAAUUCCAUUUUGCAGAGUUUACUGGAGACACUGAAGUGUUUGAAGAAAGAUGAUGAAAGUAAUCUGGUGGAGGAGAAAUCAAACAUGAUCCGAAAGUCCCUGGAGAUGCUGGAGCUUGGCCUGAGUGAGGCUCAGGUCAUGAUGGCGCUGUCAAACCACCUGAACGCCGUGGAGUCGGAGAAGCAGAAGCUGCGUGCGCAGGUCCGGCGUCUGUGCCAGGAGAACCAGUGGCUGCGGGACGAGCUGGCCAACACUCAGCAGAAGCUCCAGAAGAGCGAGCAGUCUGUGGCUCAGCUGGAGGAAGAGAAGAAGCACCUGGAAUUCAUGAAUCAGCUGAAGAAGUACGACGACGACAUCUCCCCUUCGGAGGACAAAGACGCUGAUUCCACCAAGGAACCUUUGGAUGACCUCUUCCCAAAUGAUGAUGACGAACCCGGUCAAGGAAUCCAGCAGCAGCACAGCAGCGCCGCGGCGGCCGCGCAGCAGGGCGGCUACGAGAUCCCCGCGCGGCUACGCACCCUGCACAACCUGGUCAUCCAGUACGCCUCGCAGGGCCGCUACGAGGUGGCUGUGCCGCUCUGCAAGCAGGCCCUGGAGGACCUGGAGAAGACCUCGGGCCACGACCACCCCGACGUGGCCACCAUGCUGAACAUCCUGGCCUUGGUGUACAGAGACCAGAAUAAAUAUAAAGAUGCAGCUAACCUACUGAACGAUGCCUUGGCCAUCCGUGAGAAAACUCUGGGCAAAGAUCAUCCUGCGGUGGCAGCAACUCUGAACAACCUCGCAGUGCUCUAUGGCAAAAGAGGGAAGUACAAAGAAGCCGAGCCGCUGUGUAAGAGAGCCCUGGAGAUCAGAGAGAAGGUUUUGGGAAAGGACCACCCAGAUGUCGCCAAGCAGUUAAAUAACUUGGCUCUACUGUGCCAGAACCAGGGCAAGUACGAAGAAGUGGAAUAUUAUUAUCAGAGAGCCCUCGAGAUCUACCAGACAAAACUGGGUCCUGAUGACCCCAAUGUGGCCAAAACAAAAAAUAACCUGGCUUCCUGCUACCUGAAGCAAGGAAAAUUCAAGCAAGCAGAAACCCUGUACAAAGAGAUCCUCACUCGCGCACACGAAAGGGAGUUUGGUUCAGUGGAUGAUGAAAAUAAACCCAUUUGGAUGCAUGCUGAGGAGAGAGAAGAAUGCAAAGGAAAGCAGAAGGAUGGGACGUCUUUUGGAGAGUACGGUGGCUGGUACAAGGCCUGCAAAGUUGACAGUCCAACUGUCACCACGACUUUAAAAAACCUCGGGGCACUUUACAGACGUCAAGGUAAAUUUGAAGCUGCGGAAACACUGGAAGAAGCAGCCAUGAGGUCUCGUAAACAGGGCCUUGACAAUGUUCACAAGCAGAGAGUGGCGGAAGUGCUGAGUGACGCCGAGAGCGCGGAGAAGCGGCGGAGCCGGGAGGGCCUCGGCGCGGACGCGGUCAAGUACGAGAGCGGCCCUGACGGCGGCGAGGAAGUGAGUAUGAGCGUAGAGUGGAACGGGAUGAGAAAGAUGAAGCUCGGGCUGGUUAAAUGACUUGCUCAGCAUCGCAUGGCCUAGCCGCCCUGUGCGACACCCGCUGUCUCCUGCAUGACGGGCUCCUCCUCUCUCCAGUGCUGACCGCUGUCUAGCAUCCCUAGGACUCUCUCUCUGACUGGCCACUCCUUCUGGUGCUGCUGUCCUGUCGGGGGCUCCUUAUCUCUGUAUACAUGUAGCUUUGCCAGAUAUGUACUCAGUAAUAGAGACCGUGUUAAUAAACCACCCGCUGUGUAACGCGCGUUAGGUGACGACGCGCGAUUAGCCGUCCCCUUUGUGAGAGGUAGUGGUAGUCCCCGUGUCCCUGCCAUGGCAUGACGGUGCCCGUGACCCCCAGCUGUCAGAGCGGGGCGUGUGCUCUCCCGGCCGCCCUGGGCCCUGGGCCCUCCCCUCCGCAUCGUGCUCACGUAGAGCCUGCCGUGUGGUCUUCACGUGGAAUUUUGACGAUUCUGCUUUCCUCUGCUAAUCUUUAAGUGUUGAGUGAUUUGUGUACUUGUGUCUUUCUAACUUCUAAUAAACUCACCCCAACUGA
This is a messenger RNA of Dama dama (fallow deer), 2321 nucleotides long. RefSeq names its product kinesin light chain 1 (gene KLC1). Gene Ontology annotation, cellular component: kinesin complex; cytoplasm; membrane-bounded organelle. The record is from RefSeq and is a predicted model, not a curated record. Lineage: Eukaryota; Metazoa; Chordata; Mammalia; Artiodactyla; Cervidae. The coding region runs from base 107 to 1789 and encodes 560 amino acids. The transcript has 15 exons. Gene Ontology annotation, biological process: axo-dendritic transport. Gene Ontology annotation, molecular function: kinesin binding.